UCCAAAAUUCACUUAACCACCAACCACCCAUUGCAGACCCAUCGGAGACUGCAGUGAUCUGCAGAAACAGCAACAGGUAGUAGUUUAAAUUCCUCAAAAGUUUCCUUUUUUUUUUUUCUUUUCUGCAAUAAUUACUUAAUCCAUGGACGACGUAUUCGGAGAGUCUCUGAACUUGGAAGAGAUCCACAUCAAGCAAGGCUUCGACGAAGGCCACAAAGACGGCCUGAUCGCCGGAAAAGAGGAGGCCAGGCAAGUGGGCCUCAAGGUGGGCUUCGAGGUCGGCGAGGAGCUCGGGUUCUACAAGGGCUGCGUGGACGUAUGGAACUCUGCGAUCCGGGUCGACCCGACCCGGUUCUCGACCCGGGUCCAGAAGGGCGUGAAGCAGAUGGAGGAGUUGGUGGAGAGGUACCCGGUAAUGGAACCCGAGAAUGAGAGCGUGCAGGAGAUAAUGGAGGAUUUGAGGUUGAAGUUUAAGGCGGUUUGUGCUUCUUUGGGUGUGAAAUUGGAGUACAAAGGGUACCCGAGAGCUUCUUCUUCUGGGGCUAAAGACGUUGCGUUUUGAGUUGAAUAUAUGUUGUUGUUGUAAAAGCUUAG
Molecule: messenger RNA, 594 nt
Organism: Rosa chinensis
Lineage: Eukaryota; Viridiplantae; Streptophyta; Magnoliopsida; Rosales; Rosaceae
Product: protein LTO1 homolog
Exons: 1
Coding region: 143-562 (139 amino acids)
Source: RefSeq, a predicted model, not a curated record